AUGACUUGCCAAGCAUUUUCUUCAUCUGACACCUUUGUACCCUUGAAUUCUGACUCUUCUCCCUCUCUGCCUUUGAUAAUGCAUCACAGCGCCGCAGAGUGCCUGCCGGUUUCUAACCAUGCCACCAAUGUUGUGUCUACAGUGAGUUCAGUACUUGCCUUGCUCAGCAGUCCUACCUGUUCCUGUAUCCACUUUGCUCUGCAAAAUGCUUCAGCAGGACUUCAUUACUCUGUGCCUUCUUGUCAUUAUGGAAAUCAACCAUCUACCUACGGUGUGAUGGCAGGCAUCAAGCCUGCAACUCCAGAGAUGUUAUCAGCAAGUCUCUCCCAGAGUCGUAUUUUACAGACAUGUAGCAUGCCACAUCCCAACGUGGUAAACGGUGUCAGCACCUUGCAAAGCAACCUUACCCCUUGCCUCUAUAAGAUCCCGGAGCACGCCCUGAGCGCCAGCUCAUGUGCCCUAGGCCAUGGCUUCACACCCAUGCACCAGUCCCUGCUGACAGGGGAUCCCACCAGCGCCGACUUCAAGCAGGAGUUCCGCAGGAAAAGCAAGCCUGUGGAAGAGCCAGUGGAGAUGGACUCACCCGAGAUCAGGGAGCUGGAGAAGUUCGCUAACGAGUUCAAGCUGCGCAGAAUCAAGCUGGGCUAUACCCAAACCAAUGUUGGAGAAGCACUGGCUGCUGUGCACGGCUCUGAAUUCAGCCAAACGACUAUUUGCCGCUUUGAAAACCUGCAGCUGAGUUUCAAGAACGCAUGUAAACUGAAAUCCAUACUGUCCAAGUGGCUGGAGGAAGCAGAACAAGUAGGAGCUUUGUACAACGAAAAAGUUGGUGUGAAUGAGCGGAAGAGGAAGCGCAGAACCACCAUAAGUAUUGCUGCCAAAGAAGCCCUAGAGAGGCACUUUGGAGAACAAAGUAAGCCUUCUUCUCAGGAAAUUAUGAGGAUGGCUGAGGGGCUCAAUCUUGAGAAAGAAGUUGUGAGAGUUUGGUUUUGCAACAGAAGACAAAGGGAAAAAAGAGUGAAGACGAGUUUACAUCAGAACGCCUUUAGUUCUGUUAUCAAGGAGCACCACGAGUGCCAGUAAAGCUUUUACGUGUACAGAUGUGGGCUUCUGCUCUGCUGUUUGUGAAUAUUGUAAAUAGUGUGUUGGUUUAACAAUAACAGAGAGAAAGAGAGGGAGAGAGAGGAAUAGAGGAAGAGAGGAAGAGAGGAAGAGAGGAAGAGAGGAAGAGAGGAAGAGAGGAA
Pogoniulus pusillus (Red-fronted tinkerbird) is the source of this 1244-nucleotide messenger RNA. RefSeq names its product POU class 1 homeobox 1 (gene POU1F1). The record is from RefSeq and is a predicted model, not a curated record. Gene Ontology annotation, molecular function: RNA polymerase II cis-regulatory region sequence-specific DNA binding; DNA-binding transcription factor activity, RNA polymerase II-specific. NCBI's taxonomy places the organism in Eukaryota, Metazoa, Chordata, Aves, Piciformes, Lybiidae. The transcript has 8 exons. The coding region runs from base 1 to 1083 and encodes 360 amino acids. Gene Ontology annotation, biological process: regulation of transcription by RNA polymerase II.